AUGACAAUUCGAGAAUUGGGUCAUUUGGGUCUCCCAAAACGUGCUCUUGAGACCUUAUGCUGGGUUCAGAAGCAGCGGCCAUUUCUAUUUCCUGAUGACCGCACUCUUUCUUCCACCAUAGAAGUUUUGGCUCGGAAUGGAGAACUGAAGAUCGAGUCUGAACUUGAGAUGUUUUUGAACUCUGCAAGCCGUUGCGUGGUAGAAGCCAUGGUGAGGGGAUUCAUAAAAGGAGGAAAUUUGAGCCGCGCUCGACACCUUUUAGUGCUUGCCAGAGAUAGUAAGAGGACACUGGAUCCAAGUCUUCAUGCCAAGCUUAUUCUAGAAGCAGGGAAGACACCUAAUGGCUACAAGCUUGUAUUAGCACUGCUUGAUGAGCUUGGUGAGAGAGAAAGUUUGGACCUGAAGCCACAAGAUACUACAUCUAUCAUGAAGGUUUGUAUUAAGCUUGGGAGAUUUGAAACAGUGGAAAGUCUCUUUAAUUGGUUCAGAAAUUCAGGAAGGAGUCCUAGCAUUGUUAUGUACACAACAGUGAUAUAUAGCAGGUAUUGCAGCAAGAAAUAUAGUGAAGGAUUGGCCUUAGUCUGGGAGAUUGAAGGAUUGGAUUUUCUUUUAGACCUUCCAGCUUAUCGAGUCAUUAUCAGAUUGUGUGUUGCUUUGAAUGAUCUUGAUAGGGCUGUGCGAUAUUUUUUGAGAUUAAAGGAGGCUGGUUUUGCUCCUACUUACGAUAUAUAUAAAGACAUGAUCAAGGCCUAUGCUUCUUCAGGGAGGUUGGCUAAGUGCAGGAAGAUAUGCAAGGAGGUGGAGAUGACUGGUUUGAAGUUAGAUAAAGAGGCAUUGACUCUUCUAUCUGAAAUGGAAGGAAAAGCUAGAUGA
Dendrobium catenatum is the source of this 873-nucleotide messenger RNA. Its product is annotated as pentatricopeptide repeat-containing protein At2g01860. Lineage: Eukaryota; Viridiplantae; Streptophyta; Magnoliopsida; Asparagales; Orchidaceae. The record is from RefSeq and is a predicted model, not a curated record. Bases 1 to 873 code for a protein of 290 amino acids. Gene Ontology annotation, molecular function: protein binding. The transcript has a single exon.